Cucurbitaria berberidis CBS 394.84 is the source of this 2064-nucleotide messenger RNA. RefSeq lists its product as uncharacterized. Gene Ontology annotation, cellular component: membrane. Bases 1 to 2064 code for a protein of 687 amino acids. Gene Ontology annotation, biological process: transmembrane transport. Lineage: Eukaryota; Fungi; Ascomycota; Dothideomycetes; Pleosporales; Cucurbitariaceae. The record is from RefSeq and is a predicted model, not a curated record. Gene Ontology annotation, molecular function: myo-inositol:proton symporter activity. The transcript is spliced from 12 exons.
AUGGUGACUCUUCACAACGUCGAGUCCAAAGAGGACAUGCAAAUACACUCUGAAGAACCAUCUCCUACAGGCGACGCAUCAUUUAUUCCCCAGCACGCUAGUGGCCGCCGUCGCUCCAGCUUCAUCGAUGUCGAUAAUCCUCUGCGUGGUGUAGAGCUCGAAGUCGCCGUGCAACGCUUCGCCAUCGAAACAGGCCUUUCCAGUCUCUAUCCAGUCCUUCUCCGAGGCGCCUAUCUUGCUGAAGAUCCAGAUAACUACCACAAUAUCGAAGGGCUAUCCGAGACUGAUGUGAACGCUCUCAAAUGCGAGGACGAGGAAACAAAACCGCUGAAGAUACUUGCAAAAGUGUCUAAACAGCUGCGCACUAUCAUCAUAACGUGUAGUGUGGCCGCUAUUACCCAGGGAUGGGACCAGGUGUCCAUGAGCGCAGCAAACCAGUACUGGCCACCCGAACUUGGACUGGAUAUGCAUCAGAACCGUGACAUUUGGCUAUUUGGCUUCAUCAAUGCCUGUUCCUUUCUCUGUGCAGGUCUAGUCGGAGCUUGGCUCAGCGAUCCCCUCAACGAAUAUCUCAUGGGCCGACGCUCAGUCAUAUUUGUUGCAGCCAUAUUUUCCCUCAUCCCCAUGAUCGGUGCCGCUGUCUGUCAAAAUUGGAUCCAACUCUUAAUUUGUAGGUUGUUAUUGGGUAUUGGCAUGGGUUGCAAGGCUGCAGUUGUACCGAUUUACGCAGCCGAAACAGCGCCAACCAAGAUUAGAGGAGGCGUUGUGAUGAACUGGCAGUUGUCUGUUGCGAUUGGAGGAGUUCUCGGGAGUUCAUUCAACCUAGCCCUCUUCGAUAUCGAGAAGCUCAAUUGGAGGCUUCAGUUAGCGGUCGCGGCCCUUCCAGCGAUUCCACUGCUCUUCUUGAUAUACACAUGCCCUGAGUCACCCCGAUUUCUCAUCAAGAAGAGAAAAUGGAGAAUGGCAUUUGAAUCGCUCAAGAACCUAAACCAAACGGAAGUACAGGCCGCCAGGGAACUGUUCCUUAUCCACGUACAGAAUGAGCUCACUCAGAUCAAGUGGUAUGGAAAGGAGAAAUCAGAGGAAUUGUUGAAUAAUUUGUUCCCGCGCGCAACCGAAGACGAGCUGACCAGGGGAACGAAGAAGUCAGAUGACAAGGCUUUGACGAUCAAGGCCAUCCUGAAUGAGAAAGCCGGCACUUACAUCAAGCGACUCGCAAACCUCUUCACGGUGCCCCGUAUUCGAAGAGCAACUACUGCUGCAGCUGUAGUGAUGAUAAGCCAGCAGCUCUGUGGAAUCAAUGUGAUCGGCUUUUACUCUGGCACGAUCCUGCCGGCACCAAACCCAGAUGAUCCAAACUCCGUCAAGUCAAGUAAUAGACACGGACUUUGGCUUGGCUGGGGCUCCUGGAUGAUUGGAAUGAUCAUGGCGAUUCCCGCCUUCAUGACUAUUGAUCGAUGGGGUCGUCGAACGCUCUGUCUUGUUUCGACACCAGUUCUAGGACUAUGUCUUUUUGCUGGGGGUUUCUGUUUCUGGCUCGAGCCUGAUACUCCUGCCUACCUUGGCAGUUUGUUCUUCUUGAUCUUCUUGUUCACUGCUGCAUAUCCUCCUGGUCUUGGGGUGGUACCGUUCACAUAUUCAGCCGAAGUGUUUCCAACCGUGAACAGAGAGGCUGGCAUGUCACUAGCCGUCUUCAUCAACCUUUUCGGGGCCGGUAUAUUGGGCCUCUUUGUCCCUUGGCUACAGGAUAGUCUUGGUGCUCUUGGGUUGUUCGAGUUGUUUGCCGGGCUCAACGUCCUUGCAUUUGCCCUGAUAUUCAUCUUCGUCUAUGAAACGAAACAGGAGCGCUUGGAGAAGAUUGACAACAUAUUUGAAAUUCCUGUCGGCACUCAUUUGAAGUACCAAUUGACUGCGGUCAUUCCCUGGUGUUUUAGACGUGUGUUCCGUCGCCGCCGCAAUAAACGUGCUAACCUAGAUUCACUGGUUUUAUGGAAUAAGAAACGAAAUCGCCGCGUCGUUUCGGAUGACGAGAGUUCAAUCAGAUCGGAGGACACGGGAACAUAG